AUGUCUUUUGUCAGAAAAGCCCAAAUCCUUCUGCAAAGGAGCUUUUCUCGCUCGAGCCAAGUGCUAUCCGAGAAAUUGAACAAGCACUCCUCGAUUGUCACCGAGGAUGUGUCGCAGGGAGCCUCUCAAGCCAUGUUGUACGCUACUGGGUUUAAGGAUGAAGACUUCCACAAGGGCCAGGUUGGUGUUGGAUCAGUCUGGUGGGGAGGAAACCCGUGCAACAUGCACUUGAUGGAGCUCAACGAUAAGUGUACCGAGUCUGUCAACAAGGCGGGGCUCAAGGGCAUGCAGUUCAACUCGAUCGGUGUCUCGGACGGUAUCACCAAUGGUACUGAGGGAAUGAAGUACUCGUUGCAAUCUCGUGAGAUCAUUGCCGACUCAUUUGAAACUAUGAUGAUGGCGCAGUUGUACGAUGGUAACAUCGCUAUUCCAUCGUGCGAUAAGAACAUGCCUGGUGUGCUUAUGGCCAUGGGUAGACACAACAGACCUUCCAUCAUGGUUUACGGUGGUACCAUUAUGCCCGGAAAACCUUCUUGCUCGUCCCCACAGGUGGGCGAGAAAAUCGACAUCAUCUCUGCUUUCCAAUCAUACGGUCAGUACUUGUCGAACUUAAUCACAGAUGAGCAGAGAAAAGACGUUGUUCGUCACGCCUGCCCUGGUCCAGGUGCCUGCGGCGGUAUGUACACUGCCAACACCAUGGCAUCGGCUGCUGAGAUCUUGGGUAUGUCCUUGCCAUACUCCUCCUCGGCCCCUGCUGUGUCUAAGGAGAAGGCAGAGGAGUGUGCUAAUAUUGGUAAAGCCAUCAGACACUUGAUGGAAAUCGACUUGAAACCCCGUGACAUCAUGACCAAGAAAUCGUUUGAAAACGCUAUCACUUAUAUCAUUGCCACUGGAGGUUCUACAAACGCUGUGUUGCACCUCAUCGCUAUCGCCUCCUCUGUAGGCGUUGAAAUUACUGUCGACGACUUCCAGAGAAUUUCUGACAGCACUCCAUUGUUGGCUGACUUCAGACCCUCGGGUAAGUACGUGAUGGCUGACUUGCAAGCCAAGGGCGGAACUCCAGCUGUGGCCAAGAUGUUGUUGGAAGAAGGCUUGCUUGAUGGUGACCAGAUGACUGUAACUGGUAAGACACUCAAAGAGAACUUGAGCAAAUGCCCCGGCUUGCCUGAGGGCCAGGAUAUCGUCAGGCCUUUGUCCAACCCAUUGAAACCCAGCGGACACUUGCAAAUUCUUAAAGGUACCUUGGCUCCAGGUUCUGCUGUGGGCAAGAUCACCGGUAAGGAAGGAACAUACUUCAAGGGAAAGGCUAGAGUGUUUGACGCCGAGGAGGACUUUAUCACUGCUUUACAGGCUGGAGAAAUCAAGAAGGGCGAAAAGACCGUGUGUGUUAUCAGAUACGAGGGUCCAAAGGGUGGACCAGGUAUGCCAGAGAUGUUGAAGCCAUCUUCAGCAUUGAUGGGUUACGGUUUGGGACAAGACGUUGCACUUCUAACAGACGGAAGAUUUUCUGGUGGAUCCCACGGUUUCUUGAUUGGUCACAUUGUCCCAGAGGCUGCCGUGGGUGGCCCAAUCGCCUUGGUAUAUGAUGGUGACGAGAUUGUCAUUGACGCUGAGAACAACAGAAUUGACUUGCUCGUGGAGGAGGACGUUUUGGCCGAAAGAAGAAAGAAGUGGCUGCCUCCUGAGCCAAGAUACAAGAGAGGUACUUUGCGCAAGUACUCUCUCUUGGUGAGUGACGCUUCCAAAGGAUGUGUCACUGACUUGUAG
Candidozyma auris is the source of this 1767-nucleotide messenger RNA. RefSeq names its product dihydroxy-acid dehydratase ILV3 (gene ILV3). The transcript has a single exon. Gene Ontology annotation, biological process: branched-chain amino acid biosynthetic process. Lineage: Eukaryota; Fungi; Ascomycota; Pichiomycetes; Serinales; Metschnikowiaceae. Gene Ontology annotation, molecular function: dihydroxy-acid dehydratase activity. Bases 1 to 1767 code for a protein of 588 amino acids. The record is from RefSeq and is a predicted model, not a curated record. Gene Ontology annotation, cellular component: mitochondrion.